AGUUUGCAUCAGAAGUCGACGCCAUUUUGUUUCAUUCCAAUAAAUUACAUAAGUUAAUGGUACUUUUACGAAGUUAGUUGAUAUAAGAUUUCAUAAAAAUGCCUCGUGGUGGAAGACGAUCUAGUGGCCGAUCAUCUCCUAUGUUUGGUAAGGCAUCAGCGCCGCCCCGAGCACCUCCGCGGCCAGUUUCUAGUGUGCCAGCAAAUAGACCAGCUUCUAGCGUGGCUCAGCCGGCUUCACCACAACAGCCAGGACUGUUUGGCCAAAUGGCAUCUACUGCUGCUGGGGUGGCAAUCGGUUCUACCGUGGUAAGGAGUGAACGCUAGUGUUCUUCAGAAAGUUGUUUGAAUUUGUGUAACUUUAAUUUGUUAUUUUUACAAAAACUAUUUUUACUCUAUACCUGAUCAAUAUAACACUAAAGUCAAAAUUUCUUAUUUCUAAGAAAAGAUUGUAAACCAGUGGUCUUUUAUCAUAUCAAACAAGUAGCUUUCAUGUUUCCAAGGUUCUGUACCGUAAAUGAUCAUAAAAGAGGUUAAAGUUUGGUUAGAAUAUACACACUUGGCUGUGCCUCAUGUGCCAUUGUGUUUGUUCUUAUCAUUUUUUUUUUCUUCGCGCUUUUACCACAUAUUGACAUCAUCUGUUAUAUAAUUCUGUAAAGAUGCACAGCAACACGGAACUUAUUUGUUAAACAGAAAACAGUUAUCUUUAUCAGCACUGUCCAAGGCAUGCGUAACUUAAUCUCCACUUGAUGUUGCCAUUAUUCAGGUCACUUAGUCCAUUCUCUUAAUGGAAAGCAUCUAGUAAUUACUGUACUUUGUUGUGGAAAUUGAAGAAGUGAAGAGAUUUCUGAAAUUCAGGCUUCCUUUUGGUCAGAACUAGCACAAAAUGUGUUGUUGUUUCACAUAAUGUUUUGAAAAAGUAAUACUCAAAGACGUGUAGUAAGUUGUGACAAUUAUGGUUGUACAGCCCAACGAAUAGUGGUCAUGAACCUCUUACUUAAGUCUCAUCUUCUACCAUAGCAACCGAACAUUGAUCUAUAUUGGAGUAGAUAAUUGUACAAAACAUACCUUGUCUGUGUCUUUAGGGUCAUGCUAUUGGUGGUGCCUUGUUUGGUGGCCAUGUUGGUGGAUCAGAGCAACCAGCUGGGUAUCAACAAGACAUGGCUGCAGCGCCAUACCAGAGUUAUUCUACUCCACAACAGCAGGGUCUGGGGGGUCCUUGUCAGUAUGAAUUGCAGCAGUUUGUGGAGUGCGCGCAGAAUCAGGGAGAUAUUACACUGUGCCAGGGAUUUAAUGAUGUGCUCAGGGAAUGCAAACUUAGAAAUGGUGAGGAGUGUUUAGUUUAACCUCUUUUUUUUUUACGUGGGAUGACAUUGUUAGUAUUUAUUUGUUGUGUAUGUGAUUAAGGUAGCUCAAGACGGUUUUGCUGUUUUUUAAACACCAAAUCUCUGUUAUAUCAUAUCUUCCCCACAUGUUUGUUUUUUUUGUUUGAAAGUGGUAAAUCCACCCACAAAUCUUCCAACUUUCCUUGACAAGCAACUACAAUCAAAACAUGAUUUUACCAAUUUGCUUUUCCUUUCUUUAUACUAUGUUGUAAUUAGCAGUCAACUCUUGUUCUAGACACUUUUUGCCUGGGAGCUCAAAGUUCAAAGGUGUGUUAAUUUUUUUGGUGCUUUUUAGGCCUUUCCUGAGAAAAAUUAUCACUGUGGAUGCUUGUGCAGCUGCCCAGAUGUGAAGACAAGCAAGAUUCAUUGCUGUGAUCACUGGCUUUUCUUAAUCACACAACAAAUACUCUUUUUGGCUAUAAAAGGUGCUUGGAUGCUUGUAAAAAGGUGUUUGCACUUGGCAAUUUGCUUGAACUGAGGAAUUCUUGUUAUUGCAUUGAAUAAUAAAAAUCCAAUUGCAAAAUUUGAAAUAAAAAGGAAUCGUACAUCGUACGAUUUCCGUUCUGAUAAGGUAGGGGUAGUCGAAGAUUUAUUUGUAGGUACACAUAAAUGUGACUUCCCGUAUGUGACAAUGCAAGUAAAUCAAAAAACCAACGAGAGCGCACACUGUGUAUUCCUGUUCAUUGGACCAGUCAGGUUUUCCACAUAAUUUGUCCACCAAGUAUAGCUUUGGAUUGCCCAUAAAAACAUCCGUGAAAAAUUAUAUGUAUGAUUGUUAAGUCCUUGCCAACAGUCUUGUGUUUGAUAGCACCAGAUGUAUUGGGGAAAAUAUGAAGCAUCCUGCGCACUAAAGAGCCCAAGAAACGCGAAACUAAACGAGCCCUUUAAAUACUGUUAUAACUCGCCCGUCCCUGUCUUAAUUUUAUAUGCGUGGUUAAACUUCAUUCUUACGAUCCUGGGAAAGAAGCUGUGGUCCUCUACUUCAUGAGAUCAGUGAAGCCAGUCGUUAAAUAGCUUGGAUGCGAGCUUAAAAGUAUGAUAAGCAAUAAAUGUUGUUAACGUGAUCGUGUCGUGGAAUCCAACGCACAAGCGAGUAAGAGCCGGUUGAUCACACUGAAGUCUUGAAAUACUACUAUUGCAGCCAAUUUUAUACAAAUUCUCUGAAAUCUUAUGUUUUAAAAUAGGCGAUCCGUCGCCGUCUGCCUUUUACUCUUAGCUUUGUUUAUCAGUAGCUCUUUUCAGGCUUGUCUGCAUGUGUUUGCGUUAAAAUGUGUAGGAUAAUAGUUUCAUUAUUUAAUUGAAAGAAAAAAUAUUGCGAAAGCGUUACGGCAUUGAAUAACCUCAGCUCAUCGCAUGCAAACAAAUACUCUUGGAGCAGAUAUUCCUUUAGCACUUAAAAAUAGUUGAACUGAUUCGAGAGCUCGCUGAAGAUGAAGAGUCGUUAACUUAAGAGAACUCUGUCGAUUCUCGCAUGGAAUGAUCUUAAUGACGUCAAAGUAAUUAUCACAUCAAUUGAACUUUAACGAUAGAACGUCAACAAUUGAUCCUCAGAGCAGCCUCGAAAUUUUCUUGCGGAAGACUAUUACCUUGCUGUCUAAAUUUUUAUGUUAUUUUUCGUGAAGAUACUUAACAGUUAUGCCUCGUGCUCAAAGACGAUCAUCUCAAGGCUCGUCAAAGCAGAGCCCUACCGUGCCUGAAAAAAGAUCUUCUCCUAACCUGGCUCAACUGGAAUCAAAACCUCUUGGACUGUUUGGGCAAAUGGCUUCCACAGCUGCAGGUGUAGCAGUCGGUUCGGUUGUGGUAAGGCGCGUCGUUUCGCUAAUGCCAGUAGAUAGGCUACCCUUGGCCCAUCGGGGUUGAGACUGCCUUUGGCUUUCGCUAAAAACCCCAAACAGAAGCUUCUCACUUAAUUUCCACUACGCUUUUGGACGACUGCUUAAGUACACUAACUGAUUAGAACUCAUCCCAUGUUGACACCGUGCAAAGGCUAAAAAGAAGUUGGAAGUCAACAACGCAAUAAAAUCUCUUGACUUUACCGAUCUAUUAGAAAAAUGGUUGAUGACGUUUCCUUUCACUGAAUCGCGAUAAAUAUUUAUCACAUGAUUAAGAGGAAACUCAAUUUCUCUUUACCUUAUUCCUCUUUGUUUUGAAUUUUUAAACAGACCUGGAUAAAAAAAGACAUAAAAAAUGUGGAUCUAUCAACUAGUUGUGGAUUGAUAUAAAUAUGAGGAAAGCCUAGCCCUUUGCAUCUGAAAGUGAAAUCAGAUACGAUUCCUGCGAAGAGGGGAGAAAGGAAGAAAGAAAGGUACGAAGAGCUACAGUAGAGAGGCCUUUAAAUUCUCAUAGACACUCAUUUGCUUUCAGGGUAAUGCUGCAAGCGAAGCUCUACUUGGUACACGAGGAGGCACAGAAUCAAAGCAGCAACACUAUGAUCUUCAGCAGCAGAAUCAUGAGCCAUGUCGGUACGAACUACAGCAGUUUGUGGAGUGUGCUCAGAACCAAGCAGAAAUCACUUUAUGUAAAGAUUUCAGUGAGGCUCUCAAGCAUUGCAAACAGGCAAAUAGUGAGUGUUGUACCCUGUUCCAGUCGUUCAGUUAG
Pocillopora meandrina is the source of this 3982-nucleotide messenger RNA. The record is from the annotation of a GenBank genome assembly. NCBI's taxonomy places the organism in Eukaryota, Metazoa, Cnidaria, Anthozoa, Scleractinia, Pocilloporidae.